Messenger RNA from Schistosoma haematobium, 2081 nucleotides. RefSeq lists its product as uncharacterized. Gene Ontology annotation, cellular component: intracellular membrane-bounded organelle. Bases 1606 to 1923 code for a protein of 105 amino acids. The record is from RefSeq and is a predicted model, not a curated record. Gene Ontology annotation, molecular function: ribose-5-phosphate isomerase activity. The transcript is spliced from 5 exons. Gene Ontology annotation, biological process: D-ribose metabolic process; pentose-phosphate shunt, non-oxidative branch. Lineage: Eukaryota; Metazoa; Platyhelminthes; Trematoda; Strigeidida; Schistosomatidae.
ACAGAAUGUAGAUGUACUCCGUCAUUCGUAUUCGUUAUGUUGUCUCCUGACGUCUGCCCGUAAUUUUCAGAACAGUAAAGUUUAACAAUGACCAAGUCAGAUGCUUUAGAAUCUGCGAAACAGAUAGCUUGUAACUCAGCUAUUUCUGAUUGGCUUAAAGUGGUUAACAUUAACUUUCUUAAAAAAUUUUAUCUACCAAUAUUUUGUUAUUAGGAUAAUCAGAUUAUUGGACUUGGAAGUGGCACAACAAUCAAAUACGCUGUUGAGUAUAUUGCUGACAAAGUGAAAAAAGAAAACCUACAGAUUCAGUGUAUACCAACUUCAUUUCAGGUAUGCCAUUAAUACAUGGGAUUUACACAUUUGUAUCUUAAUAAUUUUCUGGUUCUAUUUCGGUCUCGGUAAGUUGUUAACUAAUGUAUGGUCGUUCGGAAUUUGUUCGAUUCGAUAUUAUAUAGUAACAUAUUAAAAACCAAGGCAAUGAAUAGUUGAACCUCGAGUCUAUAAAAAAUACUGAAAACAUAAGUCAUUUUUUUAAACUCUUAGGGAUCGAAUUCAGAUUACUGAGGUGCAGACACAUCCAGCUAACAUGUCUCAAAUGAGAUGAGGUGCGCGUCCUAGAUUUUACUGUUAGCUGCAAUCCAUUCAUUCUAAAUACGAUUCAUAAGGUUUAUGUUUUUCAAAGCAUAUGAUUAUAUGAUAAAACUAUUCAUUAUCUUAUUUGAAAAAUCAGUUGUCUUUUACAGGCCAGACAACUUCUGAUCAACCAUAAAUUGCCAGUGACAGACCUUGAUGUAUGUGAACAGGUAAAAUAUCUUGUUUCAUUUAUAUCUAGCUUCUUUAUUCAAAAAAUUAGAUUGAUGUAACUUUUGACGGGGCAGAUGAAGUAGAUGAACAUCUUCAUUUAAUCAAAGGCGGCGGUGGCUGUUUACUCCAGGAAAAAAUUGUCGCUUCUUGUACUAAAGAUUUUAUAGCUAUUGUCGAUGAACGGCAAGUUUACCUACUUAAUAUAUAUGCUCUAACUUAAAUUAUAAGUCGUUGAGUUUUCCGUCUUAAUUAUCGAUAUAUAUAUAUAUAUAUAGUGGGGUCGUAGACAAGUACUGCUAGGGCGUCCCAUACUAGAACGGGGCAGUUGUCUACUGCUUCGUGAUUUUCGAUAGUUGUCCAGCUAAGUUCAGUUGUAGUUGUGGAGAUUUUUUAAUUCUAUUGAGGUCACCAAACGAUGUACGUUAGACAACCAUUAAAAACCUAGAGGCGCAGAAUGACCGUUCGGUCCUAAUGCCUACCCACGACCCUGGGGUUGGGGAUCGAACCCAGCAUCAGUCUCUCACGUGGAUGCUUAACCUGUGGACAACUGAGCUGGGAUCCAAUGAUAUACAAGUUCUUAACCUUAACCAUAAUAUUCUGAAAUAUUUGAUCGGAUCUUGUCGAUAUUAAGUUUGUGGAAAUUCAGUUUACAAUGUUUAUCUUCAGGCAAUUAAUAUUUCAGAGGGAUGUAAAUAAUAAUUUCUCUUUCUUAUAUAUUACAACUUUUGUGGAUAAUGUAGGAAACACUCAAAGAGACUAGGUUCAUAUUGGACUAAAGGCUUACCAAUCGAGGUAGUUCCAAUGGCUUUCAAACCGGUACAAACAAGAAUACAGAAAUUAUUUGGUGGACAAGCGAUUCUACGAGAAGCUGUUUCAAAGAUGGGUCCAGUUGUAACAGAUAAUGGAAACUUUUUAUUAGACUGGAAAUUCGACACAAAUAAACAAUAUUAUUGGCCAGAUGUAAAUGUUCAACUGUCACAAAUACCUGGUAUUGUUGAUACUGGCCUGUUUAUCAAUAUGACAAGUAGAAUUUAUAUUGGUAAUUUGAAUGGUACAGUGACUAAAUUGGAAGGGAAAUCAUCUAAUCAACAUACGUUAAACAAUAUCAGUAAUUUCUAAUUGAUUAUAUACACCUACCUACCUACCUAUCUGCUAUUGAUUUACUUAUCCUAUUUUGCUCUACUUUCACUCAGGGUUUAAAUUAUUAUCGUUAUUAUUUUGUUUUUGUAUUGUUUUGUUGCUUUUUCAUAAAUACAAAGAAAAGUACUAUCGUUGUA